Linum trigynum is the source of this 1932-nucleotide messenger RNA. NCBI's taxonomy places the organism in Eukaryota, Viridiplantae, Streptophyta, Magnoliopsida, Malpighiales, Linaceae. The record is from the annotation of a GenBank genome assembly.
AUGACGAUACAUUCAUUUGUCAUCCAGAAGCUACUCAGCACCAAUGCACAUUUGGGCAAGCGAGCGGUGGCUCAACACUUCAAGAUCUUCACCGAAGGAUCACGGGCCGGGGUGUCCGUAAUUGAUUCCGACAAAACCCUGAUAUGUCUCCGGAAUGCUACCAACUUUAUUGCACAGUUGGCUAGAGAGAAGAAAGCCCGGUUCUUGUUUGUCAACACCAAUCCACUUUUUGAUGAGAUAGUGGAGCAGAUGACGAAGAAGAUCGGGCUGUAUAGUCCAAGGGAUAAGGUUAUUUGGAAAAUGGGUGGGUUUUUGACCAACAGUUUCAGCCCCAAGAAGUUCCGCUCCAGGAAUAAGAAGGUUUGUUUUGCGCCAGUACAACCACCAGAUUGUGUUGUGGUGUUGGACACGGACAGGAAGAGUUCAGUGAUUUUGGAGGCCGCUAGGCUUCAAGUUCCCAUUGUAGCACUGGUAGAUGCAAGUCUGCCACGGGAUUAUUACGAGAAGAUUGCUUAUCCUGUGCCUGCUAAUGAUUCAAUGGAGUUUGUGUACUUGUUCUGUAACAUCAUUACCAAGACUUUCUUGCUUGAGCGUAAGAAGAUGGGAGAAGCCAAGGGAGAUACUAUUGAAGAUGAGCCAGCAACUUCAACAGAAGAACUUGGAAUAAGCUCUGUAGCUGAUAAAGUCCUUGUUGUUCCUUAUGAGAGCUUAGCACCUGUUGUUGAAGGUUCUAUGGAAACUAAGCGGAUCUUGGAUAAGCUUGUGGUAGUGAAGUUCAAUGGUACUUUGGGAACUGCUGUCGGAUUUAACGGCCCUAAGUCCCUAGUUGAAGUAUGUGACAGUUUGACUUCUCUUGACUUGGUUGUGAAUCAAAUUCAGAAUCUUAAUCAGAAUCAUGGGUCUGAUAUCCCACUGGUGCUUAUAAACUCCAGCGUCACUCAUGAUGAUACGUCUAAGGUUUUGGAGAAAAUUUCCAGGUCAAACAUAGAUAUUCUUCCAGUUCAACAGGGCCAUCAGUCUGGGGAAUCACCUGGCCUCCAGGAAACGGAGAAUGAACCGCACCCUUCUGAUCAAGCAGCAGCAUUCCGUUCCCUGAUUAAUAGUGGGGCACUGGAUAUCUUACUAGCGAAGGGAAAGGAGUAUGUUCUUGUUGUAAGCUCUGACAACUCAGCUGCGGUCGUUGAUGCCAAGAUCUUGAAUCAUUUGAUCUCAAACAACAUUGAGUACUGCAUGGAGGUGACGCCAACGCCAUCAUAUUAUUCAAUGAACCCUAUGGCAAAUGAGUCUGAAGGAAAGUUUCAGGCAAGUUUUACAUUCAUUUGUUCUGUCCUUUAUAAGCAAUUUACAGAAAUUGCAGAGGAUACAUCCACACAUCCGAUGGAGAAUUUUAAAUUGAUUGGUACAAAAACAUUGUGGGUGAGCUUGAAAGCCAUCAAAAGGCUUGUUGAUAGAAAUUCUCUGACGAUGGAGAAUCUUUCUACCUCCAAGGAAAUAGAAGACAAUCAACUUCCUCGGCAAGAGAACAUAGUUGAUUUACCUAUACGGUUAUUUAACCAAGCCAUUGGCAUUAAUGUUCCUCAAUCGCGGUUUCUUCAACUAAAUGCAACAUCUGACUUGCUUCUUUUGAAGUCUGACCUUUACUCUGCUAUCGAUGGCUCCUUGGUUCGCAAUCCCGCCAGAACCAGCCCCAUGGAUCCAUCCAUUAAAUUGGGGCCUGAAUUUGAAAAGAUUGAUGACUUCCAAAGUCGCUUCCAAUCCAUUCCUAGCAUAGUUGAGUUGGCCUCCUUGAAAGUCACUGGGGAUGUGUGGUUCGGUACGGGUGUUACUCUGAAGGGGAGAGUAAGCAUCCAUGCGGAACCAGGGACAACAUUGAAAAUCCCAGAUGACACGGUCAUCGAGAACAAGGAAAUCAAUGAUCCGGCAAACAUUUGA